Symbiodinium sp. CCMP2592 is the source of this 1080-nucleotide messenger RNA. The record is from the annotation of a GenBank genome assembly. Lineage: Eukaryota; Dinophyceae; Suessiales; Symbiodiniaceae.
AUGAGAGACGUUCGGCUAAGCGAGUUGAAGGAACGGCGCAAUUCGAUGGUUGCCCGUCGCGGCGCCCCAGGAGCGCCGCAGCGCAUCGACUCGGUUUCUUUGGGGGGCUCUUCGGCGCGCGGCUCCUCCAACAGUUCGCGAGAAAGCUCCAAGGACACGGCCAAGGCUGAGGAUGCGCCGGCUGCAGGCCCUGACUUCCUGGAUCCACGCUUGGAGCGGACGGACACCCGGGAAAGCAGAGUAAGGGAGCCAGGGGGCAAGGUGUUGAGCUCCCCGAGUGGGCUCUCGCUCUCGCUCAAAGCCCGAAGCAGUCCUCGUGCGAGCCGCAAAAGUAGCCUCGCCAGUGCCAGCAAGGCUGGCUCCGACUCCGAUGAAGGCUCUCCUUCACAGGGCGGUUCCAGUGCCCCCUCCCCGACGCCUUCACGUGGCAGCCCGAGCCCAGCAUCUGGGCGCUCCCCGAGAAAGCGAGGCACGCAGGUCGGUCGCAAAAAGCAGCCGCAGGCCAAGAAGCGCUCCGCCAAGCGUGCAGCAACCGCUGCUCCGCGAUUGACAGGCAAAAGCACGCGGGAUUUUGUCGACGACGAUGAGGAGGAGGAUGACGCGCCAGACGACGACCUGCUGUCCCGUCGAGCGAGCAUGCAAUCCGUGGGCCAGAGCAGUGCCGACCCCAACUCGCAGGAGGGCCUUUCGGAGCAGUUGAAGCGCUUCUUGAAGAUGGACAAAGACUCACAGCGCCUCGAGGAGAAGGUUCGUGAGGGUGCAGAGAGGCUAACUUAUGCUCGUGCUGAACUCGUCGGCGAUAGCUCCUCUCCCUUGGACUUGAGCAGGCUGAAGAACCUCACCGGCGACGAGCGCACGAAGGCUUUAGCCCAGGACUCACUGUCAGACCUCCGCCAGAAGUGGCAGACGAUCCUCGAUAGGCGCACGACGCUGGAAGCGGAGCUCCCCGCCGCAGCAGCCGUGCGCCAAGCUGGACAUCGCAGGAGCCGCACAGAGGAGGAGGCCUUUCAGGAGACCUACCAGCUGCUCCUCUCAGAGAUCCAGGCCAAUGCUGCCUCUGCAGAGAAUACAGAGGCGUAG